AUGAAUGAAGACAUGUCUGAAGACUCGGAUGACAGCAAUGGUUGCGAUUUGAGACCAGAUAUUAAAGAAGAGCCGAACGAUAAUUCAGUGGAACCGAUGAAUGCAAUGAAGAGUUUAAUCAAUACUAAACUGCAAUCGCUUUUGAAAAAGAGUGUAAUUUCGUCGACAUCUCAGUCAUCACCACAAGAGCUGGUCUGCAAAGACAUGAGUGGAAAACAAUUGAUCCCAAGAAGUGGUCGAAAAGUAAUUCAAAACACCAUAAGUAAAGACCCGAUGGAUGUAAUGAAAGCUAAACAACAGUUGAAGAGAUCAUCACAAGAGUUGGUCUGCGAAGACAUCAUUGAAGAUAGUAGUGAAGACUCGAUGGAAUCUUUCAAUUCAAACGACGACCGACACAACAAGAAGAGUCGCCGAGUGGUGGUCAAUGUCGAGCACCCGUCGGGCGAACCGGACGUAUACCUGUCGGCGAAGAUCUCGAAAGCGGUGAACGCCCACCAAAUCGGUGGCAUUCGCUUCAUAUACGACAAUGUCGUGGAAACCAUUGCUCACUUCAAAAAGACCCCCAACAGCGACGGCUUUGGUUGCAUUUUGUCUCACGCCAUGGGUUUGGGAAAGACAUUACAGGUCAUCGGUUUCUGUGAAGCGCUUUUCGAGCACAAGAUUCUCAAGAAAGACAAUCGAGUCCUCAUUAUCGCUCCGGUGGGCACUCUUGCCAACUGGUCCGCGGAGUUCAAGAAGUGGUCGCCACUCAAACACCGGCCGUACACUUUGUUUGUGGUCCACUCUUCCGAGUCAUACCUGCGUCGGGCGCGAGAAGUGGAGGAAUGGCGAGAUAAGGGCGGCGUUUUGCUCAUCGGUUACAAGAUGUUCAGAGGGCUGACCAAAGACAACGACUUCAAGACCAAACAGUUUGCCGGUCAGAAGCCGGAAGUGUUGAGCCGUACUCUAAGCCAAUUACGCGCCGCUCUCUUGAGUCCGGGACCAGAUGUGGUGGUCUGUGAUGAGGGCCAUCGCAUCAAGAACUACAAGACACAGUCGGCGAAGUCAUUGAAUGAGAUCCAGACUCGACGCCGGGUUGUGUUGACGGGAACUCCACUGCAGAACAAUCUGAUGGAGUACUGGUCAAUGGUUGACUUCGCGCGACCCCAUUAUCUUGGCCUUCAGAAGCACUUCAAACUGAUUGUUGACCGACCGAUACGGGACGGACUGUACGCCGACUCCACCGCCGAUCAGAUCCAACUCAUGCGGGAAUUGACUUACGUUCUGCACGAGAAGACCAAAGGGUUUGUCCAGCGCCGAAGCCACGAUGUGUUUGAAAGAGUGCUUCCGUCGAAACUGGAGUUCAGAAUUCACAUCCGUUUCACUGAUAUACAGAAGCGACUGAUGAAGGCGUUGAUCGGAACAGCUAUCGACAAACCCGAAGAGAUCGGUUGUAUGGACGGCAAAAUGGUAUCCAUUCUGACACUCUUCGCCAUCUGCUCCAAGAUCUGGAACCAUCCGGACGUCAUUCACGACGUGGUGGUCAACAACAGCAAAGACAGGGCGCGGGUUCAGGACUUGGACGCGCCCGACAACGACGACGACGGCGACGAAGCGCCCGCUGAAGAGCCCGUCCAACGCAAAGCCAACUACGGGUUCGCCGAAGAGAUACUUAACGGCUAUCAACGGGGAGUGAUUACCAACUCAUACAAAAUGGUGCUCUUAUUGGAGAUCAUCUCAAAGAGUCUCAUGAAAGGAGAUAAGGUGUUGGUGUUUACCCAAUGGCUGUCAACUUUGGACACCAUUGAGGACUUCAUUGAUGGCAAGAAACUGGCGAAGAGUAACGAUAAAUGGCGUAAAAGAGUCACGUAUUACCGAUUGGACGGCUCGACACCCGUUAAACAACGCGAGACUGACAUCGAGCGCUUCAAUACCAACAAAAAGGCCAAAUUGUAUCUCAUCUCUACCCGAGCGGGUGGUCUGGGCAUCAAUCUUACCGGCGCUAACCGUAUUGUCGUGAUGGACGCCGCGUGGAACCCAUGCCAUGACAGUCAGGCCGCCUGUCGUGUGUACCGAUACGGACAGCGGAAGAAGUCUUAUAUCUACCGAUUUAUUUGCGACAAUUCACUGGAGAAGAAGGUCUCGAAUAAACAGGUUUGCAAACAAGGAAUGGCCCGUCGAGUAGUGGACGGAAAGACUGUUAGAUCAGUCAUCUCGUUGAAAGACAGCCAAUCGCAGAUCAAAGAGCUCCGCACUAUCGAAGAACCGGCGGUCCAGUCGUACCCAAAGAAUGUGUUGUCGCCGUUGAAAGACAAUCACUUGGAGCUAAUCUGUGGCAAAUUCAAUCACGCGAUCACAACACUCCCCGAACCGUAUGACUCGCUUUUGGAGGAAAGGGUGGACCAGAUUCUGACCGCCAACGAGAAGGAGAGUGCGGUCCGCGGCUAUGAGACCAGAGAGAAGACUAUAUCUCAUUAA
Medioppia subpectinata is the source of this 2457-nucleotide messenger RNA. The record is from the annotation of a GenBank genome assembly. NCBI's taxonomy places the organism in Eukaryota, Metazoa, Arthropoda, Arachnida, Sarcoptiformes, Oppiidae.